Molecule: messenger RNA, 2863 nt
Organism: Dermacentor andersoni
Lineage: Eukaryota; Metazoa; Arthropoda; Arachnida; Ixodida; Ixodidae
Source: RefSeq, a predicted model, not a curated record
UGCACGCGCCAUUUUUACGAAUUUGAACAAAGGCGAGAAGCUGCGUCGGCUCUCCCGCAGUCCGCACAGAAAAACCAUGAGUUCCGCCGACAAGCAAGCCGACGUCGCGACGCAGCAGGCCGACGAAGUCAUCUCGGCCAAGGAGAAGGGUGCUGGUGACGCAAAGACGGAGAAGUCACCGCAGAAACGGUCUUCGGCCGAGGUGACUGAAGAUGAUGACGUGAAGAAGAAGGUUCAGAAGACUGACCACAAAGACAAGAAGGAGAAUGGCGAAUCGGAUGACAAGUAUGAGGAGGGCGCCGGUGACGACGAUGGAGGCGAUGAUGAUGAUGACGAAGCCGUUCCCGAUGGAGAGGACUACGACGACGAAGGGGAUGACCCCGAGGGAGACGACGAUCCCGAGGACGAUGAUGAGGAUGACGCGUAAAGUGGCUAGUGGGGACCGACGACGACACGCUGCUGCUGCGCGCCUUCCCUCUCCUCGCCACUCCCUCCCCCUUUCCUUCCGUCCGCGCUCUCUCCAAGAAAAGCUAGGGGAAAACUGCAGUCCCUUCAGCCGCUGCAAGUAAUGAUGAAGUCACCGCUGCCUCCAUCCCCGUGUCUUCUAGCCAGCAGUCGUCGGUUUUCUUCGUCGGCCACAUCUGCGCCAGUUGGGUUGACAGCUCGACGGAACACCCGCCCGCUGGUGAAUGACAUUCGUCGCUGCCUCUCUCUCCUGCCGCUGUGUGUGGCUGGGCGUGCGUGGUUUCUUUUUUUGUGUGUAUGUGUGUGUGCGCCUUCUGCUGCAGCAGCAUCUUCAUCCUUGCGCCAGCUGGAGGGACUGAUCUUUCCUCUUAUCCCACCCCUUCCCCUCCCAGUCUCUCUUCCCUUGCCUCCCAUCUCGCCUCGUUCCCCUCUUUCUUUGAGCGGUCUCUUUGUUUUUAUAUUGUAUUGAGUUUUUCUCUUCGUUUGUCUCUCAUCAAGAACUCAUCAGUCACACACCUCCGCCGUUUUGUUCAUGGUUUCUUUUCCUUUUUUUUUUUUUUGGCUCUCCAAGGAAGACAAAAACAUUUGGGCAUCGUUGCAUGUGCGUAUGGGACAAAGUAGACUGGUUGCCAAGGUUUUUCCCUGUUGUAUUUUGUCUCUCACACUUUUGAUUGGUUUACGAACUUCUUUUUGUUGGGCUGCCUUGUAUGACGAAAGUGUUCUCACUGGAGCAUUGUACUUUAUUUUUUUUAUUUUAAUUAGCACUUGCAUCCUCUUGAAAAAGGGACUGUCAAUUUUUGUUUUAGUGGUUGCAGCAUGUCUCUUCUUCCUAUACAUCUUGUGCCGAACAUCCAGAGUUUCUUUUCAACCUCAUUCUGUCACUCGCAUCACAUACAUCAUGGCAAAAGGAAAUUGCAAGGAGCCAUUGUGCAAACUUUUGAAGUCUGGCACUUCCAUGUUUUUGUUUACGCAAAGUGCAGCUUGUAAAGCAUUGCUUUUGUUUUGAACCAUUGUAUCACUGUUUUGUUUCAUCUCUGCAAAUAUGGUCUGUCAUGUUGUAAAAUGUUUCGGCGACUGUGUAAUAGACCAUCAUUGUUUUUCACAAGCGAAAAAAAAAAACUGUGGCUCUCAAGAAAAGCCAGGGUCGAAGCAGGUCAUUGCUGAAUGUGUGUACCACGAGUUAUAAAUUAAUUUGAAGUCACAACUAGUGCGUGGUUGUUCAAGGUGCUGGGUGUUCUUCUUUUGCCUGGCUGCUGGCAUGUGGGGCAUCUGGUGUUGAGUGCCGGGCGACUGUUGCGACGUUUAUGUACUGUGUUCAAACAUGCUUGGCUAGAAUGUGGUGUGCAGACGGCAUGCGCGCAUUUCCUUGCAUCAUUGGUAGUUUCUUUCAUCGAAGCAAGCAACCAAGAAAAAAACUUUGGAUUUCCUCUAUCCCGGUUACUCACCUUCUUUUCCGACAUACAUUAACGGCAUGCACUCUCAAUGCAACCACAACUGUUUAUAUUUUUCUUUGUCGGUGGGAAAUGCGAAAAGAAACCACAUUGGAUCAGCCAAUAAACUGUCAUUCGAUUUUGCAUCAUCACCAAACAAUGGCCACGAGUGUACGUUUACUUUUGGUUCUGUUUCUUUGGCGUGUGUGUGUAUGUGUGUGCGAGUUCUUUGUCACCUGGGGGAUGGAAAUGCCAGCCUGUUUAGUUUUGAAUGUUCUGAAGCUAUGGUGGUGUAGAGCCAGCAUUGUUCGAACAAGUCGGUAUUGUGUGUUCAUUUAGCUGGCAGCCCCCCCCCCGGCCUUGGACCCAAAAGUCUUGCCGUCGUCGGUGGCGAAUUUGGCUAGGGAAAUUUGCGACAAAGCCCAAUUUUUACAUUUUUGCCAAGCUGAAAGAAUGCCGUUGACCUCAAGAGGGUUUCAGUGCCACCAGUGUAUGGCCUUCGGGAGCUUUCCAGGUCCACAAAAUACGUUGCUAUCAAUUAUUUUUUUUUUUUUGAAGGCCCUUUAAAACACGAUUGCAAGCUUUCAUUGUAAAGCCUGUUACAUGUUGUGAGUGAAUAGUGCUUAGUACAUGAGUGGUAAAAUCGGACUUUCUAACCAGCCGUUCAUGCCCAUGUUCAUGUAGGAUUAGGGCUGCAGUUAAAUAUUUGCAUGAGCCUGCCUUGGCUCCAGCAAUAGACCCUGUCUUGUGCGCUUUCUGAGGUGAAUCGGGUAAUUGGGGGAGCAUGGCAUGACUUCCCUCGUGUCAUUGUGUUUGGCACGAAAAGGUUCCUCCCUCUUCGUGGUAUCAUUUCCAUCCCCUUCAAUUCUCUGGAUGACAAUGCACAUUUCAUUGGACUUUUUUUUCUGUGAACGGAAAGUACUUUCACACUGUAGAUACGUGAUGAAAAAAAAACUACGAUAACAAUC